Molecule: messenger RNA, 1092 nt
Organism: Synchytrium microbalum
Lineage: Eukaryota; Fungi; Chytridiomycota; Chytridiomycetes; Synchytriales; Synchytriaceae
Exons: 6
Coding region: 1-1092 (363 amino acids)
Biological process (GO): protein deubiquitination; endoplasmic reticulum unfolded protein response
Cellular component (GO): cytosol; nucleus
Molecular function (GO): cysteine-type deubiquitinase activity
Source: RefSeq, a predicted model, not a curated record
AUGAGGCUCAGGCUACGCGGCAGAGAUAUCAAUGCUACAACCUUUGGACAAGAACUGACUGCUACUUCCACAAUCAGAGAUCUGAGGGUUGCGAUUGAAAUUGUCACCAAAGUGCCACCUCAUCAACAAGUCUUCUUACUACUCCCUGACGUGUCAUUUGCCAUCCAUUUCGAUCAACAAACAGUAAAAAUCGGGCAUCCACCAAAGCUCCUCGCAUCGGAUCAGAAUAUUACGCUAUCACAUGCUGGAAUUCUAGAUGGAGAAAACAUAACAUUGGAAAUCGAAACCACGCCCAAACCCGAAAACACGAGUCUCGCUUCAACACCCUCCUCGAAGAAUGAACACAUAAUCAAUCCUCCUACUUCGUCGGUCGCACCAUCAACUCCAGCUUCCGCACCUACUAUGAUCGCCAGCACACCUCGCAUCGGAAGUGUUGUGUCAUCGAAAGGAAUUGAUGGAAUAGCAAUCACGGACGGGGCGCUAGUUCUCCGAGAAAUGGAAGACGACAACUCUUGUCUUUUCAGAUCUGUCGCCUAUGUCUUGGAACAUGACAAGAGCAAAGCUCCACGUCUUCGGCAGAUUGUGAAGGAAUCUAUCGAGAAAGAUCCAGUCACUUAUAACGAGGCGACUCUUGGUCGCACAGUGGAGGCUUAUACCAAAUGGAUUCAGACGCCAAAUGCUUGGGGUGGUGCCAUCGAAUUACUCUGUCUAUCCAAUCACUAUCAAGUUGAGAUUGAUUCGAUUGAUGUGCAAACUCAAAGGGUGGAUAGAUUUGGCGAGGGUCAGUUUGACAAGCGUGUUAUGGUUCUCUACAGUGGCAUCCAUUACGAUGCGUUGGCAUUGGCUCUGGUUCCAGAUGAUUUAAAAAAUCAGGAUUUCGAUCUGACGGUUUUCGAUGUCAUUCCUGGCGAUGAGACAAUAUUGGAGGCUGGUGUUGCUCUAGCAAAGCUGAGACAUUCCAAGCAUCAAUUUACUGACCUUGGAGGAUUUUCAAUUAAAUGUGACAUAUGUAAAGUCGGUCUAAAAGGACAAAAGGAAGCUCAACAACACGCUGAAUCCACUGGGCAUACGAAAUUUUCAGAAUAUUCGUGA